Messenger RNA from Brachypodium distachyon (stiff brome), 1225 nucleotides. RefSeq lists its product as uncharacterized. Bases 140 to 928 code for a protein of 262 amino acids. Lineage: Eukaryota; Viridiplantae; Streptophyta; Magnoliopsida; Poales; Poaceae. The record is from RefSeq and is a predicted model, not a curated record. The transcript is spliced from 4 exons.
AACUUGCAACAGAGAGUGUGAUCCCAAAGAUGCCUUUGCCCAAAACAAACCCGGAUCACAAGUCUUCAUUGAAGUAUCAGUGGCAGUAAUAUAAGGCCGGCCCCAAACGAUCGCAGAUGCUACUGCUGCCAUUAGUUUAAUGCACUUAGUUACAACAAAUGGAGCUUUUAUUAAUCUCUGCACUUCUGCAAGAAGAAUUCGGCAGGGGAUUGCAGGCCUGGUUCGCGGGAAGAAUGGUAAUCACCGGAGCUAUGAGCAACAAGGCCAUCGUUCACAAUCGCAUGGACUAAGCGAUUUUGAAGCUGAUCGUGUGACUUCUCAACCUUCUCAACAAAUAGGUACCGUAAGGACUUGUCCUAGAGCUAAAUGGAGUCACCAAAUGAAGCUAUUUCUUAUUCAACUCUUGAAAGAUCAUGAUGUGCCUGGUUUUCGAAACCAAAAUGCAUGGAGUAUGGAAGCAUGGACAGGUAUUACUUCUCAAUUGAAUACCAAGUUUGUUGUGUCAUUCACUGUUAACCAAGUCAAGCAAAAGGAGCAGGAUUUAAAAAAAGAUUAUCGAAGUGUAAAAGACUUGUUAGCUGAAAGUGGUUUUGGAUGGGAUAGCGUGAGAAUGAUGGUAGAUGCACCAACAGAUAUUUGGGCCACAUUUGCUGCUCGCAAGAACAGCAAGGAUGCCCUCCAAUGGCGAGACAAGUCUUUCCCAUACUAUGCUGAAUUGGUUCCACUCUACGACGGCCGUCAUGCUGAAGGAAGGACUCGUCGUGGUAUGGACUAUUAUGCAAGCAGGGCAAAUAAUGUGGUGAUUUCUAUUGAUGAACAGCCUGAUGCUUAUCAGUCUCCAUCGCCUACUUUACAAGGUGCUGGAGAAUAUGGUAUGCAUUUUUCUAUUGAGGAAGAGACCGAGGAUUUCAUUGCGGAUGCUGCCUAGCGUUCAUCAACACCUUUUCAACAAAUGAAAUCCACACCAAGCUCUGCACAAGCACGUACUGAUAAGCCUAGCAGCAGACGUGCAAAAAAACAAAAGAGAAGUACUACUGAACCUCCCGAGGGAUUUCAUGAGAGAUACCUAAAGCUGAAGCGGGAAGAAAUAGACCGAUUUGCAGCUAUCGAGGAGAAGAAAGCUUCUAUUGAGGAGAAGAAAGCAGAGGAUCCCUAAAGCAUUAACAAGUGUAUUAUAACUCUUGAAGGGUUAGAUGGUCUACAAGUGAGUGACAUUUUGUUGGCG